AUGGAAGACCAAAAGGUUCAAGGAUUUGUUGAGGAGGCACCAGCAAAACCUGAGAACAGAGAGAGUUACAUACCCCACAAGGAAGUGGUGAGAGAGGCAGCGACAUCUACCAAACUGCGUGUAGUAUAUAACGCAUCAGCGAAAGCAACCCCAGAGAGUCCUUCACUUAACACACUCAGUGGCCUUGGCAGGUGACAUUAAACAGGCUUUUCCGCAGAUACGCAUCGAAGAGACAGAGAGAGAUGCUCUUCUGUUUCAUUGGAGACGAAAAAAUGACGAAAUCCAGAUCCUACGGUCUACUAGGGCGCUGUUUGGACUAGCACCAUCACCAUUUCUUCUCGGUGGCGUCCUGGAAGCACACCUGGAUAUGUGGAAAGAGAAACGACCCAACGAUGUUGAAGAGAUUAGACGCAGUUUGUACGUCGACGAGAUUCUCAACGAUGGCAAGCACAAGAUCGAAAGGAAGCUACCAUAA
Molecule: messenger RNA, 475 nt
Organism: Paramuricea clavata
Lineage: Eukaryota; Metazoa; Cnidaria; Anthozoa; Malacalcyonacea; Plexauridae
Source: the annotation of a GenBank genome assembly